This is a messenger RNA of Cladophialophora immunda, 2355 nucleotides long. RefSeq lists its product as uncharacterized. The record is from RefSeq and is a predicted model, not a curated record. Gene Ontology annotation, biological process: lipid metabolic process. Bases 426 to 2111 code for a protein of 561 amino acids. The transcript has a single exon. NCBI's taxonomy places the organism in Eukaryota, Fungi, Ascomycota, Eurotiomycetes, Chaetothyriales, Herpotrichiellaceae.
CUUUCCUCUUGUGCCUAUCAGCCUUGUUGGGUAUGACAACCAAGGCAAGUUCCGUGCCUAUCGCUGCACUCAGAUGACCCAAUUCGACUGACGAUCCCUCCGGGUGCCUCUGCGAACCUGACAACGCGCCAUGAUGAUUGGGUCUUGAUCGUGGCGCAGGCGCCAGAACCCGACAAUUCCGAACCUCUAGGCGGGUAACACUGGCUGGGCAAAGGAAGGCAACAAGGCGAAAUGGAGUAGAGCAAUGAGACAGCGAUACGAGUAUUUGACGGCUUCAAUCCUCUCUCAAGGCAAUCAGUCAUGUGAGUGGUAUCUGACUAUGCGAUACUGAUGCCAUCCAAAAGCGACGGCGUUUCCUGCUUGAUAUGAAAUCCAGAUAACCGUCGCACCUUGCGGGCAGCUUGAGCACCCGCUGCCACGCCAGAAUGCCCUUCUUCAGUGACGCCCGCAAGCGCCGCAAAUACACAGAACCUCCAGCUGCUGCUGUUCCUGUCUUUCCUCCAAACCCGCCCUCUUAUGGUCUGAAUACCUCUGCAGUCAUCUACGAGGAGCCUCAACUGCAAUGGACACCGCAGCCCGCGCCCUACUUCGCUCCGUCCUCGUAUCCUUAUAUGACCUCGACCCUUUCCCUGCCGCCAGUCCAGAAUAUACACACAGAGUACCGCACAAGGCCUCUACAACCUCAACAUACAUGGUCACAUCCAACAUCAAACUAUGUGGAUGUUGGUCCUUCAAGAGCGCCCGUACCGAUUGAGUUGCGAGAGAGAAUCGACCACAAGUUGGGAGACGUCAUAUCGCUCAUUGACGAAGAUGCGUUUUCGGGUUCUGAAAAAGAGCUGAUGAUCACAGAGGGAGAGUUUCAGUCACCAGAUUUGGCAGAGACAUAUGCGAAGGAUCGGGACAUGACGCGGGCACUUGGAGGGAUGGAAAAAAUGCCAGCGAGACAGAGGAAACAAGCGCAACAGAAGCAGACCAACGUCUUCUCUAAACUUGACUUGUACAUGAACUCUCGACUACCGGUGUCCCUACAACCGUUUCGAGUCUAUAUACCAACAUGGCCACUCCUAUGUCUUGCGGCACAAUAUUCGAACAGCGCUUACGUCUCCCCACAGUCCUCUUCAGAACGCAAGGAUUUCGUCUCGGCGGAUGGCCGUCUAGGGACAAAGGCCAUGGUAAUCAAGUCGAUCCCGUGCGACGACAAGAAAACCAUUGUCUUCGCCAUUCGUGGGACAAGUUUCUUCAGCGUGCGCGACUGGGGGGUCAACCUCGACACCGAACCCGUCUCGCCUGUCGGCUUUCUAGACGACGAGGGAAACCUGUGCCACUCGGGGUUUCUGCGAGUCGCCAGAGCGAUGGUCAAGCCGAUCGCGGCACGACUUCGACACUUGUUGGAAGAGAACCCGUCUCGGUCGAGCUGUUCCCUCCUGAUCACGGGCCACUCCGCCGGCGGAGCCGUAGCGAGUCUGCUCUACGCCCACAUGCUGGCUGAGACUGUUCAAUCCGAACUCAAUAUCCUCACGGGCUGUUUUAAGAGAGUCCAUUGUGUCACAUUCGGAGCUCCACCCGUCAGUCUCCUGCCGCUACAAAAGCCCGACACGGCGGACGGACGCCUGCGCAAAUGUCUGUUCCACUCAUUCAUGAACGAGGGCGACCCGGUCGUACGAGCAGAGAAAGCAUACGUGAAAAGCCUCGUUGACCUCCUGUCGCGACCGAUCCCAUCAUUGCCGUCCUACGAACCGAAGCAGAGCUCGGUGUCGACGCUGACGGCGCUCGGGGCGUCCAUGUCGAGACUCGACCUCUCCCUGAUCCCCGCGCCAAAGAAACAGCCGAAACCCAAGCCGCCGAAAUCGAAACACCCGUCUAUCCCGCUCAGAAAGCUGUGGUGGGACGUCCCUCCCGCGACCUUGUCAAAUGCAGGCCGCCUCGUGGUGCUCCGCGUCCCUGACCGUCCUGGUGCGAACGAGGUGGACGUGACUGCGUCUCUGGUCAAGGACGAACAACUGCGACAAGUCGUCUUUGGAGAUCCUCUGGUCCACUCGAUGAAUCUGUACGCGAGGAGGAUUGAGAUUCUCGCUGUGCGGGCGGUCACCGGGCGCGGUGGAGCAUGUUAAAAGGGGACGGGAAGUCCUUUUGUGUCCUGCGUGUUUGUCGAACAUGUUGUUAUCUGCUGGUCCUCACCCGGGUUUUUUCCUGUUUGGAUCCUGUAUUAUGAAGACCACACUAUUCUAAUGUUGUUAUGCAUGUAAUGUAACGAGUCUAUGUUGCCACGAGGCAGGGCGCGGUUGGAAUGUAAUGCGAAGCAAUUCAAUUCAGUGCAAUGGAUUCAUCUAUUAAUCCAAUAUUCCAGCCAUCGAC